Nannospalax galili (Upper Galilee mountains blind mole rat) is the source of this 744-nucleotide messenger RNA. RefSeq names its product olfactory receptor 4K1. The record is from RefSeq and is a predicted model, not a curated record. Gene Ontology annotation, molecular function: G protein-coupled receptor activity; olfactory receptor activity. The annotation marks the transcript as partial. Gene Ontology annotation, cellular component: membrane. Gene Ontology annotation, biological process: G protein-coupled receptor signaling pathway. NCBI's taxonomy places the organism in Eukaryota, Metazoa, Chordata, Mammalia, Rodentia, Spalacidae. The transcript is spliced from 2 exons.
AUGGCUCACAGUAAUGAAUCCACGAUAUCUGAGUUUGUGCUUCUGGGACUCUCCAGUUCUUGGGGACUUCAGCUUUUAUUUUUUACUGUCUUCUUUGUAGUCUAUGUGACAUCAGUCUUAGGCAAUGUCAUGAUCAUCGUCAUCAUCUUCUCUGAUUCACAUUUGAACUCUCCUAUGUACUUCUUGCUCAGUAAUCUUUCAUUUAUCGAUAUCUGCCAAUCUAACUUUGCCACUCCCAAGAUGCUUGUGGACUUUUUUGUUGAGCAUAAAACUAUCUCCUUUGGGGGUUGCAUGACUCAGAUAUUUCUUCUUCAUAGUUUUGUUGGGAGUGAAAUGAUGCUACUUGUAGCCAUGGGGUAUGACAGGUUUAUAGCAAUAUGUAAGCCACUGCACUACAGUAUGAUUAUGAACAGAAGACUGUGUAUAAUUUUUGUGUCUAUUUCCUGGGCGGUGGGCAUUCUCCAUUCCGUGAGUCACUUGGUCUUUACAGUGACUCUCCCAUUCUGUGGUCCCAAUGAAGUAGACAGCUUCUUUUGUGACCUUCCCCUGGUGAUAAAGCUGGCUUGCAUGGACACAUACAAAAUGGAAAUUAUGACCCUGGCCAACAGUGGGCUGAUAUCUCUGAGCUGUUUUCUGGCUUUAAUUAUUUCCUAUACCAUCAUCUUGAUCACUAUCCAAUGCCAGUCCUCCAGUGGGUCAUCCAAGGCACUUUCUACAUUAACUGCUCAUAUCACAGUGGUGAUU